AUGGAUGCGCUCAUCCACUGCGCGAUGCACUACUUGAAGAUGGCCGGAGGUGUGGGAGGGCUCUUGUCGCCGGAGGCGUUCUUCGAGGUGGUUCGAGUGGCUUUUCAAAGCAUGGCCACAGCUGUUCACUACGUGUACAGUGGGUACUUUAGACACAGCGUUGGAGCAGAGUCUCUUUUGAUGGACCUUGGGAAAGCAAUUGGAAAGGAUAUUGUGAACACGGGCGUUUUUUUCGAAUGGCAAUAUGCGCUGUGGGGUCUAGCGAGCUGGGCAGAGAUGUUUUUACACCCUAUACUUUCCAGGGUAUUUCCAUUUGUACACCACAAUAAGGAUGCUAUCUCACUUCUGGUCCCCCUUUUUCUCAGUGCCUGGUUCGAGCAGACGGAAAGGGAUGAGCUAGAGGGCCGACUGCAAGCUGUGAAUCCGGGUUCCCUUCGAAAUAAGGUCAUUGGCGGUGACCGGGAAUCCCAGAGCACGUCCUGGUCGAGAAACUGGCAGUACUUUGCGGCUCAUACGGUUGCGAGUGUUCCUCUUCUUGAUCUUCGUCCCUUAGCAGUGUGGAUCGGCCCAAAAAGCGGAACCUUCGAACUUGACGUGCGGUGGUUCUACGACGACAAGUUUCGGGAAAAGUUCGGGAAGGAUUACCUCGAAAAGGUCUUUGAGCAAGUGGUUCAGGUAUCUUACGAUGUUAUGCAAGAAAGAUACGCACCAUGCGAUGCCGAUAUUACGCAUCCGGCUCAACUGUGUAGUCUGUCAGUCCAGUACUGACGUUGCAUGAUAUUUCAAUUUCUUGAACGCAAAUACAUGUAGAUGUAAGCCUUUAUUUAUUCUUUAUCUUUACCGAACUCAAUCAAGUGACGACUGUAUCACUCGUUCUUUCCGAAAAGAGCGUUAAAUAAAGCUGACCGCCCUCCUCAUUCAUAAGAGCUCCGCAUGGUGUCCUUUUUUUCUUGGAUAGCUGUUCGAGAAGGUGAUAGACAAGGGGCAUCGGCUAUGCACUCCGGGUCCGGUCUCGACAAAGAUGAGAAGACUAGAAUAAUCAUCGAUUGGCUUGCAGGAUAUGAAGGCUGUGUGGACAAAUUGGUAAAGAUUCACGAGGAAACUUGGGCAAAAUGGAAAGCCACGACGAACACGUGGGCUGACAGACACGAGGCCGAGUCGGACCCCGCAGCGGCGCAGGUGGAGGAGGCGAAAGCGUUGCUGUGUGGGAACAAGCCAGAUGAAGAGCAGCAACAAACUCAAGGUUCAUCUUUUACUUCUAUGGAGCGGCGAAGAACGUGCGUCGAUUUCAUGGCCGCCCUGCAGUACCACUUGGCCUAUAUUAAAAAUGCGAAGGGGCAGAGGCCCUACGAAGUGACGGUUUGCGGCAAGCCCGUUCACACGGUCAAGCUUGUUCGUUUUCUGGAACAAAACUCGAAGGAUCAAGUUAAUUGCAAGGUCACAAGAUUGGGCCAUAGCUGGCUAGCGCAGGAGUUGCAACUCGCUAGCGUGGAAAAAGAGCGCACAGACGAGGCGGCGAAGUGUAAAGACGCUUUGGACGAUUUCUACGCCGACACAGGUUCAUCUUUGGGACCGCUCGAACAAAGAGACUGCAAGGCCUUGCUCGACCGCUUCAUGCGCAUGAGCAAGACAAAAGUCUUCCAAUACCAAUUCUGGGAGCCGAGCACGUCAUACACCGAAACAGCACCAAAGCUUGGUGAGAGAAUCAAGGAUUGGGGCAACACAUGCGUGGGUGAGACCUCGCUUCAUCCUGCGGAUGUACUACCUCGGUUUUACGAAGAGGUCGAGAAGGCGGGAAUGUUCGGUGGGAUCAUUGAACGGAAAAGCGUGCUGUUGAAAUUCCUACCAGGUGAUAAAAAGGGGAAACUAUUCGACGGGCCUGCCCGUUUCUAUGUUGAAAUUCAAGACGGCGCUGGAAGUGAGGCUGAGUUCAAAUUGUUCCUGACCGAAGACAUGAGGAGCAGCAUCAGGAGUGCAGUGGAUGCCGCUUCGCGCGACGCUGAGCCGCUCACCGGGGUAAGGGCAGCUUUCGAGUCACAGGAAGAGAUGGGGACGAGCACGCGCCUUUGCAUGUCGCAGAUGCAAGCUGAGCUGGAUCUUCACAAUGGAAAAACGCCACGUAAAGAGUUGCUUAUUUGCUCACUGCCGGAAUGCAGGGACUUUCGCCUCCAAUUUCAAAAAUUUCGGCAGGAACAUUGGGUUUGGGAAUGGAACACGCCGACAAAAGCGACGCCUGCGAUUGCUUCUUCCUACUCAUCGUCGUCGUACCUGAAAGAAAUCGCCCAACCAGCACUGUGUUGGGAUGAUUUAGCACUGCAGAACUCGCACGGCGUAAUCACGUUGAUGCAAGGCAUGGCAGGCACCUCCCUUACCGAGUUCGGACAAACACAGAUCAGAAAGAUCAUACAAGAAGUAAUAAUAACUCAUGAUCCGGCGUGGCCGGAAAAGUUAUUGGAACUCAAAGGACCAGCCGAGACCCUUUGCGACGUCAUGGCCAAAAACGAGAACAUGCGCAAAGUUGUAAACGAAUUUAAUUUCCGAGCUGUUCCUGCACAAGCACACCUGUCCAUCCAAAGCAAUGGAAGGCCGUUGUGGCAGGACAACGAGCGACACGGCAGCUCUGCAGCUUUUUGGCGCGAUGAGUUGGUGUGCGAGGGAAUGCCGGCGAUCUCUGAGUUUCUUCAUCAGGUGGAGGAGGCUGGCGGCUUUUUCAGUAGCGUGCGCGGUGCCCAUGCCAUUCGAUACUUGCCGAAGCGAUUACUUGACACGCACGAAGUAGAACAGCUACUUGAUGCCGCAACGGCAAGAAGAACUGCUCACACUACGCUGUCGCUGAAUGCGCAGGUGAGAACUGGAUUAGUGAUGGCUGGCCGGAUGGCGAUGGCCCUACCCGAGCACGAUUUCGAAAAUGAUGGUAUGAAGAGCUCGACGAUGCUCUCGUCGUGGUGGGUCCAGAAUGACGCAGAACUUCAACUUCCCAAGCGUACUCUGAAAUGCAUGAAGGCGAUGCCUGCUAGUGCUACUCAGAGAAUUGGGAUGGGAGAGCAAGAGCCUGUCAUUUGCACACUAGAGGCCUGCCGAGAUUUCCGUGAGGACUUCAAGGACUUCGCCGAGACCUUCUCGGCAAUGAAAGACCCUAAUAUAAAUAUUUGGGAGUCUGGGUUGGAUGGCGAGGCCGAGGCGUUGAAGUCGAUGACAACACCACUCGCACUGUGUGGAGAUCAUUUGCCGGUGACAGAUGCCGAUGUGGUCAUUUUCUUAAUGCAGCUGAUGCGAAGGAGGUUUCUCACACCAGAUGGGGAGCAAGUAGUCACCGGCCUUGUCCGCACGCGCGUACGGAGUGGAAGCCUGACACAGGAGAUGAAACGCUCAGAAACCAUCUGUGCCGUAUCGGCCCAUCUGAAGGGUGUCCACGAUGUGCUCGAAGAAUUUAACUUCGAGUCCUUACGGAGACAGCUCCUCGCCAGAAGUGUCAGCGGCAGCUCUUCUCCUCCACUUUGGGAACCAGUCCAAGAAGAAUCCGACCAGGGCAGCGACGUCGCCCGCCUUCGUGGAAAGGGCGUCGACUUUGGGCUAAUUGAGUGCAGUGGAAUGGUGUUGCCUUUCUUCACUCAGUUUCUUCACGAGGUGGAGCUCGCUGCGAAAUUUAUCGACCCCUACCUUUAUUCAUCACCAGGAGACGAAAAAACCGGAGCGACACACAGACAAAUUCAACUGCACCACAAAACAGGAAACAAUCCCUCUCUAACAGACGCCAUGAAAGUGGAGCUGUUGUGGGCGAUCCGCUUGGCAAGCAACGGAGUGAAGCCAGGAAUGACAGGCCAGGUGGGCGGAAUUGCGGCCCAGUGGCAGACUUCUCGCGAAAAUCAAAAAAGCACGGUGGAGGAAUGCAUGAAGGCCGUGCAAGCGCACUUCGUGCAAGAAUCAUAUCCGCCGCUUAUUUGCCUACUAGAGAAGUGCGAUGCCUUUCGUUCACAUUUUAAAGGAAAGGUGAGGACCAAACCAGACGCAAGCCGUGUCUGGAUAAGUCAGUCUGCUCUAGACGUCAAGGGCCUGGCAUUGUGUGGCGAUCAUCUGGAGAUUCAACGUGCGGAUGUUGUUAUUACCCUGAUGCAGCAGAUGCAAGAGGCAUUGCUCACUGAGUCCGGAAGGGACCUAGUUAAGCACCUCCUUGCGCCCUCACCUGAACGAUCAGGGCAGGAGGAGUGCCAUACUGAUCUGCACCUCGAAAAACGGCCAGGGUCAGAGACUUCGUCGGUGGGCGCCAAGGACGAGUUGAUGAAUGUCGCUACGUUACAAUUAACGCCAGACUCUACACUGUGUAAGCUCGUCGAAGACGAUUUUACAGUUGCAAAAAUGCUCGAUAAAUUCAACUCAUGUGUCCGUGACCGUGUGUCGGAAGCUGCGCCCCCGGCUGAAACGAGUACGAGUGCCGAUUCUAUUCCUACGUUAUCGUAUUUUUUGGGGUGGUCGUUGUUCUCGACGACCACGGUAUCGAGUCCCAAUCCGGCACUGGCUUUCUGGGAGGGCACGGAUCCUCACGCAAAGGUAAAGCCACUCUAUGGGGGCGUGGAGUCGUGUUCCUAUUUAUCACGACAAAGAACAAUUCUGAAGCGGCAGCGAUAAAAACAGAGUAAUUAGUAAAGCUCAUUGCUAAACUGUAGUGUUCAUCUAGUUGCUGCAUGUUCAACAGUAUAUGAAUAUCGAGACGAAGGUGUCCUUCCCCUUCGAAACGAGAAACGUGUUAAGAGACUCAAGGUGCAGCAGCAGUUUCGGACGAUGCGCCAAAAAGUACCAGAUACCUGCGUAAAGUUUUUCCUUUUUUAUUUUUCUGCGAAGAAGAGUCGACAUAAAUUAAAAAUAAAUAAACAUAUAUAAGAAACCCUCAGUCAAUGCGUUUUUAGGAACCGAAAGUCUUUUUGUAUAGUGUAUUUCUUUUUAACUCAUUUUUAGAACAACUCAUGAGUUCGAGUUCCCGUUCGGUUUCGCGCACCUUGUCGUGUUGUGUUAUCGUCAUAUUUUUUUCAUGGAGAUAAACAUGUUUGCGCAGUUGUUGCUCUCCGUCCACACUGCCGUGUAGCAGUAGCGUGGCCGCGGUGCCGCUGCAAAGCAUUGCGACGCUUCCUGCCCCGGUCUAUAGAGCUACUUACUAUGAUGAGAGGCCACGGCCUCGCCCGCCGCACCCCUAACGCUCUGACGUGAUAAACAUAGAGGAAGAUCAUGAACCGAAACUAAGUUGGCUAGUUGUGUAAAUAAAGCAUCAGGAUAAUUCGAAAAUCUUCACGACCGCUACCAGCUGCUGGUCGUAGCCAAGCACGUCUGUUCAUCGGUAACGGUAAGCCUCAUUUUUCGUUUGACCAUAUCCGCAUCGUGGUGCUGAUUCGACUCCCACUCGAUGAACUAAAAGAAAUGGAAUACUGUUACUCAUGAGUAUGAGUAAGUACCACACUCGGACAACGGGAGUGGUGUUGUGAUGCAUGGAUGUGGUCAACGAAUACGAACUUCAAGACCAAGCUCAGGUCAGUCGUGUCACAUUUUCCCUUCGACAAUGAUGAUUCCGAUAGGCAUUGUUCUCUGAAGGGGGCGACUUAAUACAUUUACGUUUAGC
Messenger RNA from Amoebophrya sp. A120, 5608 nucleotides. The record is from the annotation of a GenBank genome assembly. Lineage: Eukaryota; Dinophyceae; Syndiniales; Amoebophryaceae.